Messenger RNA from Cydia pomonella (codling moth), 1383 nucleotides. RefSeq lists its product as uncharacterized. The record is from RefSeq and is a predicted model, not a curated record. The coding region runs from base 25 to 1098 and encodes 357 amino acids. The transcript has 6 exons. NCBI's taxonomy places the organism in Eukaryota, Metazoa, Arthropoda, Insecta, Lepidoptera, Tortricidae.
UACGAAUGUAUAAAAGGACGUGGCAUGGCGCUCUUGUAUCUUUUUAAAGCAAAAAUGGCGGGGAAAGUAGUGUUUUUGGCGCUUGCGUUAUCAAUUUGCAAGGUCAAAUCACAAUCAAUUGGCUGCUGUUCGCCGUCAUCAAACAUUAAUGGACUAAAAGCAUCACCGCAGCUCCAGUUUGUACCAGGGCAAAAUUUUAACCUUCAAGCUAUACCCUUUUCACAAUUAAUGCCACAGUCACAGGGGUCACAAUGUCAAGGGUCGAAUCUACAGAAGGCUCAAUCAGUGGUCAGUGCUCCAAAACAAAAUAUCCAAGUAUCUUCUCUACCGCAGAUUUCAUCAUCUUACGUCCAACCCUCCAAUGUACAAUCCUCUCAACCCUGCCCUCAAGUCAUCACCACCCCAGUAUCCGCCAUCACCAUCCCCCCCACGGCUUGUACUACCGUCAUCGACUGCUCUCUGUCCAACGCCUUAGCCAACGCUUUACAAAUGAUGAUCGCCAACGACUUUAUCAACUCCGCUAUCAGCAAUAACAUCAUCAAUCAGGACAGUCUCUCCAUACCUGUCGUGGAAACCUCCGUACCUAGUGUUGACCUUAAUUCUUUCAUUAGGAACCUUAACGCUAACCAGCUAAGCGGGGUUGAAAGUCAGACUGCUGUUCCGUUUUAUGAACCUGAACAAACAAACGAUGGCUAUGACUGGGAACGACUGCUAAGUUAUUUAAACGAAGACAAAAAGAAGGAACCUGAACCAGAAAAUAAAUACGAUGCUUUCUUUAAGUAUUUAAGAGAAAAGGGUCAAACUGCUGAUCAGAUCACAAGACAGCAGCCAGAAGUUCCAAGCUUCACGCCAUCUGUUCAAAACCAAGAUGACAAUGGUAUUCUGCAGGCUUUAGCAGCAUAUUUUGGCAAUAAUAAUAGUGAUACAAGCCCAAGAUAUGGAAACGCAGCUGAAGUUGUGUUUCCAGAAGAGAUUCCAGCGCAGUUGAUCUGUAAUUAUGGAUAUAUGCCAACAACAGUGCCGGUUGUUAGCUUCUCUGUUCAACCACUAGAUCCUAAUUGUAAUUUUGUCGUUGGUGCUGGUGGUCAAACUUAUUAGUUAAAGCAAGUACUCUUCAAGAGGCAUGCGUUGUUUUUAAGUUGUUGGAAUUUAGACAUUAUUACAAUCAAUCAAAUUUAAAAUUUAAAUGACGUAAUCGGUCGGGAGCCGACGGCCUACCUGUUAACAUGUCGAAUAGGGAACACUUUUUGAUCAAUGAAGAUCUUACUCUAAACUUUUUUUCUGCUACCAAAUAAUUGCUCACUCAUCUCUACAUACGUUGUUUAUUUCUCGAUUCUUUUUUGAGCGAUACUUAAUAAAAAAAUAUAUAAUUUGUGCGUCUGA